GUUCGCCUGCUCUCCGGCGGAGCUGCGUGAGGCCAGGCAGGCCCCCGGCCCCCCCCUUCCGGCCGCCCUCGCCUCCUGGCCCUCGCCCGCCAGCGCCUCCACCCGGCUGGCGGCCCCGCGUCGACGCCGUCCGCUACGCUGCUGACCCCCAUCUCGGGCGCCGUCGGCGGGGCCGCGCUCCGCCGGCCUGCGGAUUCCCCGCCGCCUCCUCUUCGUCUACCUCAACGCCCGUCCCGCUUCGCCCGAGGAGGCGGUUCCCCCCGCAGGCAGUCCGGCUCGCAGGCCGCCGGCGUUGUCAUCCCCCGCGCUCCCCCCCGGCCCUCCCCGGCGCGCAGCCCGGCCGCUCCCCCUCCUCGCUGCGUCCCGAGCGGCCCCGGCGCCGCCACCGCCACCCCCCCGAGGCCCGGGCUCGCGACGGCCGAGGGCUCCGUCGGCCCAAGCCGAGCUGGGCGCCCGCGGCCCGGGUGACGCCUCCGCUCCGCCCCCCUCAGCACCUUCCCCGGCCCCCGACGUUGCGCCCUUUCCUUGGCUUCUCUGCGCUCCCCGGCCCCUCUCCGGCCUCUGGUCCCGGCCCCCUGUCUUCUUCCGCAGCCUUCCCUUCGCUCCCUCCCGUCCCCCCCAGCUCCUUGCCUCCAACUCCCUCCCCUUCCACGCCCGCCCUCUCGCCUUCGCCGUCCCAAAGUGGAUUAAUUAUACGCUUUCUGUUUCUCUCUCCGCUGCUCUCUCCCGCUGUGAGCCUGCCCGCCUCUCGCUGUCCUCUCUCCCUCUCGCCCUCUCUUCGACCCCCCCUUUUUACGUUCACUCUGUCUCUCUCACUAUCUCUGCCCCUCUCUGUCCUUGAUACAACAGCUGACCUCAUUUCCCGAUACCCUUUCCCCCCCUAAAAGUACAACAUCUGGCCCGCCCCGGCCCGCAGACAGCCCGUCCUCCCUAAAGAAUCAGACAGAAAUUUCCCCCCCCCCCAAAAAAAGCCAUCCCCCCGUUCUGCCCCGUCGCACAUUCGGCCCCCGCGACUCGGCCAGAGCGGCGCUGGCAGAGGAGUGCCCGGCAGGAGGGCCUUCGCCCGCUGUUCGGUUUGCAAUACGCAGCAGGAAGGUGGGCGGCCCCGGUGCCGGCUUCCAGACAUCAAUGGGGAUCACAGCAGGAAAGUUGGUGCUGGUGCUUCUUGCCUUCUUGGCCUUCGCCUCGUGCUGCUAUGCUGCUUACCGCCCCAGCGAGACUCUGUGCGGCGGGGAGCUGGUGGACACCCUCCAGUUUGUCUGUGGGGACCGCGGCUUCUACUUCAGCCGACCAUCCAGCCGCAUAAACCGACGCAGCCGUGGCAUCGUGGAAGAGUGUUGCUUCCGAAGCUGCGACCUGGCCCUGCUGGAGACUUACUGUGCCACCCCCGCCAAGUCCGAGAGGGAUGUGUCUGCCUCUACGACCGUGCUUCCGGACGACGUCACCGCAUACCCCGUGGGCAAGUUCUUCCAAUAUGACAUCUGGAAGCAGUCCACCCAGCGCCUGCGCAGGGGCCUGCCCGCCUUCCUGCGAGCACGCCGGGGUCGCACGCUCGCCAAGGAGCUGGAGGCGCUCAGAGAGGCCAAGAGUCACCGUCCGCUGAUCGCCCUGCCCACCCAGGACCCUGCCACCCACGGGGGCGCCUCUUCCGAGGCAUCCAGCGAUUAGAAGUGAGCCAAAGUGUCGUAAUUCUGCCAAGUGGCACCAUCUACCUCGCGCCGUCCUCCUGACCGGGACCGCCCCACUAGGUCUCUCUCUGAAAUCCCUGUACCGUCCUGUCUGCGGGCUCCCCUGCCCCGGCCUCUGUGCCCCAACCUCCCCACGUCAGGCGAAUCCCCCUCGGCCCCCUCCAUCUGGCCGAGGGGAUCAGAACAACAUCUCUAAAAAUGUACAAAACCAAUUGGCUUUAAAUAUCCCCCCAAAUUAUCACCCCCCAAAUUACCCCCAAAUUAUACAACCAAAAUUGCAAUCAUGAACCCCUCAAUCAGCCCCCUUGAAACGAAUUGGCUUUUUAGCAACACCAGAAAAGCAAACUAGCUUUCCAAAAACUUCUUAAAAAAAAAAAAAAAUCAAUUGGCUGAAAAAAAUACUAAAAAUAAAUUGGCUUAAAAACAAUUGGCAAAAUAAAAGAAUUCGGCCCCCCCCCCUUCCUUCUCGUUCCUUUUGGAUCUGGACUUAAAUUGGCUUUGAUCUAAUCAUCUAAGAGAAAGGAAGGGGCCAAAUUUGCAGGUAGGCUUGUCCCUGCCGGCCAGCCAUCUCCCCGCCACUGUCGCCAGGCCCUCCCCGGGCACUGGCAGUGUGACAGCAAAGACCCAAACCUGCUCCUCCUCCAAGUUUCCAUCACUGGGACCCCAGAGCAGUGAGGGGACGCUGUGAGACCAGAGGAGGGGAGCACGGAGCAGAAACCCCGAAUCGCCCAGAUAAAGUUGAAUUGGCAAAACACCCCCACACUCCAAAAUCUGACAUCACAAUCCUUACCUUGGAAAGCACAUGCAACCCUGCACGCACACACACACACACACAUCCAUGCACGCACACGCACACACACACACAUCCAUGCACACACACACCCACAUCCAUGCACGCACACACACACAGCCUCACAUGCAUCCAUGCACGCACACACACACACACACACAUCCAUGCACGCACGCACGCACACACACACACACACACACACACUCUCUCUCUAGGGACACCCGUGCCCAGCCUUGUGCAGCUGAGACCGAAUUCCAUCCCAAAUUAUUCUCUAAGCUGCCCCGCGAUGCGGUUUUCCUGCUCCGUGCUCCCCUCUGGUCCCCUGGGAUACACCAUGGUGGGAAGGUGUGUCUCGGGCUCAGGCAGGUGGUUCCAUCUUUCCGAGAAGAGGAUGAUCCCCACCUCUUCUCGGCACCUGUCCUGACCCCACAGCCCACAGAAUGUAAGUCCUGGGUGCCCCCAGACCCCAGGGGCAUCCACGCACCGACCAUCGUGCAGAGCGAGGAACGGUUUGGCCAGGCGGGAGAUGGCUGCAGCCAAGCGAGACGAGCCCAACCACGUAGCCUGACCCCCUGGGUGUGCUCCUUCAAGAUCUGGGGAGCCCUCUCCCCCGAGCACACCUAGGGAUCAUCUUUGCCAGCCUCCUGGGGAAGCCUCUCAGAAAUGAGGGCCCCCCUGGAGGCUGGCAAAGGUGACGGGGAGUGUGGGAAGUUUGGAGGAUGGCGGGGUGGGUGGGGGGCAGUGGGGGCUGGGUGGGGGGACAUUCCGAGGCAGGAAGUGGUCCAGCAAGAUUUCGGAGAGAAACGUUCGGGGGGAAGGAACAGCGAGGCACUUGCAGAAUUACAGACGGAAAUCAGAACCCAAAUUGACGCCAAUUGAUCUAUCUCCCCUCUUUAAUUACUCCUGGGGCAUCUUUCCUUUUUUUUUUUUAUCCCUCCUUAGCUUUUUACGCGCUCUUUUAUCAGUUUGCUCCCUACCCCACGUAACAGGGGGGCAGUGACCAAGGACGAGGGACACAGACUCACCACCGUCACCCGCGGCCCCGCCGCCAUCCUGCCCUCCGCCAUUUAUCGCCCUGUUUUUAAUUUUUUUUUUUUUAUCUGUCCCUGUCGCUUGGGUUGAGUGGAGAGUGGAGCCUCUGUGGGGGUGUCGGCCACUGUGCCCCCCAGAGAAGUCAGGGGAAUGGAGACGGCCGCUGCCCGGCCUGGCCCCCGGGGGACGGUGGCUGGUCCCCGGGGGGUCCUGAGGGGCGGAGGAGGGGGCGGGGAGGCGUCUCUCCAGGUGUCAAGAAGGUGCUCGGUGGCCACCAAGGUGGGGCCCCUGGCCAGCCAGGCUGGCCAGGGGGGAAGGGGCUACAGAUGUGUGAGCGAAGGGCUCCAGCGGGCGGGAGCAGGUGGCCGCCUUCUGCACACUUGGGGAGGCUCCCCCCGUACCCCUCGGGAACAGCUUGCCCGCCUCCUCAGCGCCCCGUCUUGCCCCCAGGAAGCUCAGAGCUCCGCGGGGCUUCCUGGCAUCCAGGCGGGGUGAGGUCGGGUGGUAGGAGAGGCCGGGAGAACCGGGCCCUGCAGAGCAGAAGAGCUGCGUAAUUUUCUGACCGCUGGGUCGCUUGGGCCCCGAGGCCCUCGGGUCUGGUGACACGACGCGGCCACCACUCUCGGCACCUCGGGCUGUGGCAGGGACCCGGGCGGCUGGGGGCUUACCUCACCCCCGCCUCUGCCCCCAGCGCAGUCCCCCUGCACGGCAGCCCGACUAGUGAGCUAGAGGCCUGACACCUCGGGUCCCCGGUGACGGGGCUAACACAACCCAGGGGGCGGUUGUGCCAGUCCACCCCAGACACAGCGGGCAGCUCUCCGUGGGUCAGCUCCAUCCCGACCCGGGGCCCCUUCCGACCUCCGCGCCCAGCUCGUGGCCCUCCAUCCUGUCUCUUCCCCGAGUCCCCCCAGCUGUCUUCAGCGGGACCCCCUCUCGGGUCUCUGAGUCAUCACGCGAGGACCCCCACGCGCAGAACACCAAGAGUCAUCGUGUCCGCCGCCCCAUCCACCGCGCGGCUGUGUUCUCCUCCUCUUGCCCGUAACGUGCUGUUUCUGGCAGAAUCCACAGCCUGGGUUUUGUCUUUAACCUUUAUCGCUCGCAAUCCCAAUAAAGCAUUUAAAAUUA
Molecule: messenger RNA, 4635 nt
Organism: Bubalus bubalis (water buffalo)
Lineage: Eukaryota; Metazoa; Chordata; Mammalia; Artiodactyla; Bovidae
Gene: IGF2
Product: insulin like growth factor 2
Exons: 4
Coding region: 1129-1668 (179 amino acids)
Cellular component (GO): extracellular region
Molecular function (GO): hormone activity; growth factor activity
Source: RefSeq, a predicted model, not a curated record